AUGCCGCUUGUGCUUCAAGGAAGUUUUCGAUCAAAAGUUUACUUGUCUUUGGAUGAAAGAGGAUCAGAAUUUGUGUGCUUAAAAUGUGAAAACAAAAUAAACAAUUUACGUCAGUUCAAGAGGAAAAUAAACGAAAACCAUAAAUAUUUUGAGAAGUUGAGCAGCCUGACAUAUAACAUAGCCAACAACGAGAACUUCAUAAAAACUGAACCAGAACUGAUUUUAUCAAAGGAAUCUACUCUCAAAGAAUUCAUACAAAGAACUCGUAAGGCGAAGCAUAGAAAAAAUUUUAAUAAGCUAGAUUUGAAUGUCAAAGUCGUCCUCGAAGAUAUUUUUUCUGACUUCAAAAAUUCCAAUGAAAAAUGUAGCUUGUGUUUCAAGGAAGUUUUCUAUCAAAAGUCAAAAAUACAUUUGACAGAUGAUAUAAAAGACAAGAUCUAUUCUAUCUUGCAAAUUAACUUCUCUGUGGGUGGAACAGGAUCAGAAUUUUUAUGCUCAAAAUGUGAGAACGAAAUAAAGAACUUUCAUCGGUUUAAAGAGAUGAUAUAUGAAAAGCAGAAAUAUUUUAAAAUGUUCAGCAGCAUGAAAAAGGAUAAAAUCAACGAGGAACUUACGUUGACAUUUAAUGAGCAACUCGUAAAAUCUGAACCGGAGCUGUCUAUAAGCUCGGAGUGUGAAAGUUCUUUCUUCAGUAACGGAGAUUUACGAAAACACGAAUUACAAUUUCAUAAAGAUGAUAUUAAGCCUCAUCAGUGUAAUAUUUGUAGUAGAAGAUUUCUUGCACGACGCAGACUUGCUAUGCAUAUGGACACACAUAGGGAAAAUAGAACAAAAGAUCAUCAUUGCGAUAUCUGCAAAACUUCUUACUUCCAUAAGGAAUCAUUACGACAACAUAUAUUAUAUUGUCAUGAAGAUAAACCGUUUUCUUGUACAUCAUGUGGAAAAAGCUUUAAUUGGAAACGGGGACUGAAAAUCCAUACUUGUAAUUAUUUCAAAAAAUCAGUACGUUCAACUAAAAAAUAUGAAUGUGAUUUUUGUGGAAAAAUGUUUCAAGUACAACGCAGACUUGCUAUGCAUAUGGACACCCAUAGAGAAAAUAGAACAAAAGAUCACCAUUGCGUUGUCUGUGAAUCGUCUUUCUUCCAUAUGGAAUCAUUGCGAAAUCAUAUAUUCCAAAAUCAUGAAGUUAAUCUGUUUUCAUGUUCAUUAUGUAGAAAAACUUUCAAGUUGAAGAGAAAUUUGGAGUCUCACAUAUGUCGUUAUGUUCAAGAAUUAAAUGACAGCCAACAAUUUACUCAUUGCCAAGUUUGUGGAAAAAUAUUCAAAUAUGCCUUUAGACUUAAACACCACCAGAGAGUACAUUUGAAUUCUAAACAUUAUCAGUGCGAUAUUUGUGGUAAAGAAAUGAUGAAGCGGUCCCGUGUAGUUCGUCAUAUGAACACACAUAUUGAAAAAAAAAGAAGAGAUCAUCAUUGUGAUAUCUGCAAAACUUCUUACUUUGAUAAACAUUCAUUGCGAAAACAUAUAUUACAUUGUCAUGAAGAUAAACCGUUUUCAUGUACAUCAUGUGGAAAAAGUUACAAAUUGGAACAAAAUCUUAAAUAUCAUAUAUGCAAUUCUGUCAAAAAAUCAUAUAAAAGUCAACAUGGUUUGACAAACAAACAAGAUCAGAGGAGUUUUCCGUGUGACAUCUGCGGGAAAAUAUUCCAAAAAGGUUUUCAACUCAGGGAACAUCAUAGAAAAGUGCAUUUGAAAAUUAAAACGAACCAUUGCAAAAUUUGUGAUAAAAGUUUUAAUGCUCGACAUUUUGUUAAGCACAUGGAAACACAUAGAGAAAACAGAACAAGAGAUCAUCAUUGCCAUGUCUGUGAGAAUUCUUAUUUUGAUAAAGAUGGAUUAAGAAGCCAUUUAAAAAAUUGUCAUGAAAAUUUUGAAAAACCUUAUGAGUGCGAUUUUUGUGGUAAAAAAUUCAAUAAACGACACGAAGUGGCAUCACAUGUGGAACUCCAUAGAAAAUAUAGAACAAGAGAUUUUAAUUGCGAUAUCUGCAAAACCUCUUAUUUUAAUAAGGGAUUAUUACAAAAUCAUAGAUUAUACUAUCAUGGAAAAGGAUUCUCGUGUACAUUGUGUGGGAGAACUUUCAAAAUGAAGCGAUCACUUAAAUUUCAUUCUUGUAGUUAUUUCAAGGAAUUAAAUAAAAGAAAGUAUGUGGAUUCAAAAAAAAUUAAUCUUCAAGGCCAGACAAUCUCCCAAUAUACUCCAUGUGAAAUCUGCGGAAGAACAUUCAAGCAUGUUUCAAGGUUCAAGCAACAUAUGAAAGGGCAUUCGAAUAAAAAUAAAAAUAAAAAACCUUAUGAUUGCGACAUUUGUGAUAAAAAAUUUUUUUGUCGAUCUAAAAUUAUUUUUCACAUGGAGACUCAUAGAGAAAUUAGAGAGAAGGAUUAUCAAUGCCAUAUUUGUAAAAACUCUUACUUCCAUAAGAGAUCAUUACAACACCAUAUGUUUCGAGUCCAUGAAGAAAAAAAGUUUCCAUGCGAUUGUGGAAAAAUUUUCAAGUCGGAACGAAAUCUAGAAUCUCAUACUUGUCGUUAUUUCAAAUUGAUGAAAACAAACGAACUCCCGUAUUGA
Molecule: messenger RNA, 2628 nt
Organism: Clunio marinus
Lineage: Eukaryota; Metazoa; Arthropoda; Insecta; Diptera; Chironomidae
Source: the annotation of a GenBank genome assembly